Molecule: messenger RNA, 1605 nt
Organism: Ochotona curzoniae (black-lipped pika)
Lineage: Eukaryota; Metazoa; Chordata; Mammalia; Lagomorpha; Ochotonidae
Gene: SLC18A3
Product: solute carrier family 18 member A3
Exons: 1
Coding region: 1-1605 (534 amino acids)
Biological process (GO): chemical synaptic transmission; transmembrane transport
Cellular component (GO): terminal bouton; AP-2 adaptor complex; AP-1 adaptor complex
Molecular function (GO): acetylcholine transmembrane transporter activity
Source: RefSeq, a predicted model, not a curated record
AUGGAGUCCGCGGCGCCCGCGGGCCAGGCCCGGGCUGCGGCCAGCAAGCUGUCCCAGGCGGUGGGCGCUGUGCUGCAGGAGCCCCGGCGGCAGCGGCGCCUGGUGCUGGUCAUCGUGUGUGUGGCGCUGCUGCUGGACAAUAUGUUGUACAUGGUCAUCGUGCCCAUCGUGCCGGACUACAUCGCCUCCAUGCGUGGCGGCCACCACGACCCCACGCCGACCACCGAGGCCUGGGCGCCCACUUCGCCACCGACGCCGACACCAGCCCCAGACAACACCAGCGCCAACGCCUCGGCGGCCCCGACGGCUGCGCCGCGGCCGGCUGUGUCGGGCCUGCUGCGGCCGCGCUACCCGGCGGAGAGCGAAGACGUGAAGAUCGGGCUGCUGUUCGCCUCCAAGGCCAUCCUGCAGCUGCUGGUGAACCCCCUCAGCGGGCCCUUCAUCGACCGCAUGAGCUACGACGUGCCGCUGCUCAUCGGCCUGGGAGUCAUGUUCGCAUCCACCGUGCUGUUCGCCUUCGCCGAGGACUACGGCACGCUGUUUGCCGCGCGCAGCCUGCAGGGCCUGGGCUCCGCUUUCGCCGACACGUCGGGCAUCGCCAUGAUCGCCGACAAGUACCCCGAGGAGCCCGAGCGGAGCCGCGCGCUGGGUGUGGCGCUCGCCUUCAUCAGCUUCGGCAGCCUGGUGGCGCCGCCCUUCGGCGGCAUCCUCUACGAGUUCGCGGGCAAGCGGGUGCCCUUCCUGGUGCUGGCCGCCGUCUCGUUGCUCGACGCGCUGCUGCUCCUGGCCGUGGCCAAGCCCUUCUCGGCGGCUGCGCGGGCGCGCGCCAACCUGCCGGUGGGCACACCUAUCCACCGCCUCAUGCUGGACCCUUACAUCGCCGUGGUGGCCGGGGCGCUCACCACCUGCAACAUCCCCCUCGCCUUCCUGGAGCCCACCAUCGCCACAUGGAUGCAGCAUACCAUGGCCGCGUCCGAGUGGCAGAUGGGCCUGGUCUGGCUGCCGGCCUUCGUGCCGCACGUGCUCGGCGUCUACCUCACCGUGCGCCUGGCGGCGCGCUACCCGCACCUGCAGUGGCUCUACGGGGCGCUCGGGCUGGCGGUGAUCGGCGCCAGCUCCUGCCUCGUGCCCGUCUGCGUCUCCUUCGCGCCGCUGGUGGUCUCGCUCUGCGGCCUCUGCUUUGGCAUCGCGCUGGUGGAUACGGCGCUGCUGCCCACGCUCGCCUUCCUCGUGGACGUGCGCCACGUCUCCGUCUACGGCAGCGUCUACGCCAUCGCCGACAUCUCCUACUCCGUGGCCUACGCGCUCGGGCCCAUUGUGGCGGGCCACAUCGUACACUCGCUGGGCUUCGAGCAGCUCAGCCUGGGCAUGGGCCUGGCCAACCUGCUCUAUGCGCCGGUGCUGCUGCUGCUGCGCAACGUAGGCCUCCUGACGCGCUCGCGCUCCGAGCGCGACGUGUUGCUGGACGAGCCGCCACAGGGCCUCUACGACGCCGUGCGCCUGCGGGAGCGCUCUGCACCCGACCCGGACGGCGAGCUAGGCGGCCCGCCCGACCCUUCGGACGCGUGCGAGGACGACUACGACUACUACUACACUCGCAGCUAG